Messenger RNA from Zychaea mexicana, 537 nucleotides. RefSeq lists its product as uncharacterized. The record is from RefSeq and is a predicted model, not a curated record. The transcript has 4 exons. NCBI's taxonomy places the organism in Eukaryota, Fungi, Mucoromycota, Mucoromycetes, Mucorales, Lichtheimiaceae. Gene Ontology annotation, biological process: maturation of 5.8S rRNA. Bases 1 to 537 code for a protein of 178 amino acids.
AUGGCAGACAAUACAAAAGCUACAGGCAAGCAGCCUUCUAGCAGGUUGCUGGGCAUGAAGUUCAUGCAACGAUCGCUUGAAAAAGAAAAACAAGAAGAGCUCGAAAGAGAACGCAAGCGAAUUAUUACAGAAUCGGAAUGGGUUUUAGAAUACGAAAGUGAUGAGGUGCAGAAACCAAAAAUACGAGUUGACUAUCAACCAAGUUACCUUGCUUUCACAGAACCAGUUUCACAAGGACGUCAAUCGUUCAAAGAGUUUAACAAGAAAACAGAGGCUAUCGAAGAAGAAACAGCCCGGAGGAAGGACCAAGAACACCAAAAAAAUCUUGACAAAGCUUCGGAAUUGGAAGAAAACGAAACGUUGAACGAAAUGCAGAAACGGUUGCAGGAUCAGAUGAAAAAAGAUAAAAACAAGCGACCGAUGCUGACACGCAAGUUUGACAAUGACGACAACAAGCGACAUAAGCAAGCAUCAUCAUCAUCGAGGCCACCGGAACAAGGAUUUCACAGAGAACGAGGUUUCCUGAAACCCGAGUAG